UAGUCCCCAGCCCCCCCUAAUUUCCAGCAUGUACGAUGUUCAUAUAGUAGCAUGCACAAUUGAUAUUCAACCCCAUGCCGCAACUAUUGAUGUACAAACCAAUCAACUACUGGGUCUUUCCCCACCCCUGGGCCGGUUGCUUUCAGGGAAUGGGAAGUAUGGUCCGCGCCGGAAGAAGAACCCAAAUGGGAUAUUUGGUCACCGCCAUCAGCAAGUGCAUUGCAUCAUGAAAAAUGGCUUGUCUCUCCUUUCGCAAGUGGGGCACAGCAUCCCACCAACUGGUGCAUGAAUCAAGACCGAGCAUCAUGCUAUGGACUAUCUCUUCUGGAAGUGUAAUUCACGCUUAGCUCCCAACAAUGUUCAGUCCUUUCUAAUCAUCACGUCAGAUUUUUUAUGCAGCAGAUUGGAAUAAAUAUUGUCUUUCCCCACCCAACAUUGAACUUUGUUGGGGGCCUGGGCAGAGCUCCGCCACGUCCGAGGGAGGUUCUGUGCAGUCGUGACCGAUUUGAAUCGGCUCUAUCAAGGGCCUAUGCCGCAGUUCUAUGGACAGGUGGACAGCUCGGCGCCGACGGUGGUGGGUUUAAUCGGAGCGUUGGAAAUACCACCAUUUCGCAGCAGCUUCUGCAGUGGCAUCUUGGUAUAAACUUAUGGCCGCUUGCAAUGGCGCUCACCUGCUCUCUGAUUUUGCUGGCGUUAUCGAUGCGCGUGACAAACGGGAUGCAUGGGCAGAACUGUACAAUGCCUAUCGAUAGCGCUGGCGUUCUGCAGAUCAUUUGGCUGACGAGUCGCCUCCGUGUACUACCAGAUCUCGUAAGUGACGUGGAAGGUCCACGAGAGGAUAUCCUUCGUGCUGCUGGGAUGGUCGAUGUGGACCUGCUGCAGGAGUUGAAUAGCGUGCAAGUGGAUGAUAGUUAACAAUAGUUACUAAUACAAAAUUUCCCUGAGGUCAGACAUGGUUAUGUCUGGCAGUGUCGGGAGCAUCGCGCGCUGGAAUGAUCAGCUGUAAAUCCUGCCCUGUAAUCAUAUAGAACUUGAUAUCUGUUGCUCCGAUUCGACGUCAUAGAUCGACCGAUUCAUAUAUUCUUCCAAACCUCAUACGUGUCCGAAGCCAGCAUCUCCGACCUGGCUUUGAACGGAACGCGUUUCCUCACACCCGCCCAUUGCUGAGCGGCAGUACAUCGGGCAAAGAGUUGGACAAUCAUAUCUUCUUGACCGCGUUGUCUCCGUCGUCCCUUGCUCUCCUCUGCUUGGU
This is a messenger RNA of Suillus paluster, 1252 nucleotides long. RefSeq lists its product as uncharacterized. The record is from RefSeq and is a predicted model, not a curated record. The transcript has 6 exons. NCBI's taxonomy places the organism in Eukaryota, Fungi, Basidiomycota, Agaricomycetes, Boletales, Suillaceae. The coding region runs from base 394 to 915 and encodes 173 amino acids.